Molecule: messenger RNA, 525 nt
Organism: Rhododendron vialii
Lineage: Eukaryota; Viridiplantae; Streptophyta; Magnoliopsida; Ericales; Ericaceae
Exons: 1
Coding region: 1-525 (174 amino acids)
Molecular function (GO): zinc ion binding; nucleic acid binding
Source: RefSeq, a predicted model, not a curated record
AUGAACACGAGUUCUUCAUCGGAGAGCUUUGGAAGCCAAGGGAGGAAAAGGCCAAGGGAAUCAUCUCAGGCACCGCAAGGUAGUUCGUCGAACUUUAGGUCGCAACCUUCUUCUUUGGGGACUCGGGGUGCUUUGUCUAGACCUCCGACCGUGUGCUAUAAGUGUAAUCAACCUGGACACGUUCGUGCUCAGUGUCCACGCCUCGGGGAAACUUGUUAUAUCUGUGGUAAAGCGGAUCAUUUCGCAAGGAGUUGUCCUCAGGGGUCGGGAGCGCGCAGUGAGUCAGGUUCUGUGCAGCAGCCGGGAACGGGGCAUAAUGUGGGCCAGCCGUUUAGGGGUACUCAGAGGCAGCAGCAGCCUUACUUCCGGCAGACGACAUCGGUUCAGAGUUCCGGGGUUGACAAGGGAGCGAGUUCUUCCGCGCCUGCUCAGGGUUCUGGUCAAAGAGGGGGUUUUAUGCAGGGUCAGGGUACCCAGGGGCGAGUUUUCAACAUCACUUCUGCUAUUCCAUCUACCACUUCUUAG